Messenger RNA from Theobroma umbraticum, 1365 nucleotides. Its product is annotated as cell division control protein 2 homolog C. Gene Ontology annotation, biological process: signal transduction; regulation of gene expression; G1/S transition of mitotic cell cycle. Gene Ontology annotation, cellular component: cyclin-dependent protein kinase holoenzyme complex; cytoplasm; nucleus. Gene Ontology annotation, molecular function: cyclin-dependent protein serine/threonine kinase activity; ATP binding; cyclin binding. The record is from RefSeq and is a predicted model, not a curated record. Lineage: Eukaryota; Viridiplantae; Streptophyta; Magnoliopsida; Malvales; Malvaceae.
CAAAACAGACAGGAGCGUCUUCGUUUUCUCUCUCUUUCCCUCUAUCAAGUUUGAAAUUCAACGGAAAGGAUCUCAAGACUAAGGAGCGUCCUCUCUUUCUCUCAAACUCAAUCCCAUUCGAGAUUUUAGGCAUAAAGAAGAUCAAAAUGGACAAGUAUGAGAAACUGGAGAAGGUUGGGGAAGGUACCUACGGCAAGGUUUACAAGGCCAAAGACAAGGCCAGCGGCCAAUUAGUGGCUCUUAAGAAGACCCGUCUCGAGAUGGAUGAGGAGGGCGUUCCUCCCACCGCUCUCCGAGAAGUCUCCCUCCUCCAGAUGCUCUCCCAGUCCCUCUACGUUGUGCGUCUCCUCUGCGUCGAACACGUCGAUACCAACAAGAAUGGCGGCUCCAAGGCCAACCUCUACUUGGUCUUCGAGUACCUCGACACCGAUCUCAAGAAGUUCAUCGAUUCCCAUCGCAAGGGACCCAAUCCCAGGCCUCUGCCCCCCUCCCUCAUUCAGUCCUUUCUGUUCCAGCUCUGCAAAGGCGUCGCCCACUGCCACAGCCACGGAGUCCUCCACCGCGAUCUGAAGCCCCAGAACCUUCUACUGGACAAGGAAAAGGGCAUCCUUAAAAUUGCAGAUCUGGGCCUUGGCCGUGCUUUCACUGUUCCUCUUAAGAGCUACACUCAUGAGAUUGUCACGCUCUGGUACAGGGCCCCGGAAGUUCUGCUUGGCUCCACUCACUACUCCACCGCCGUCGACAUGUGGUCCGUUGGAUGCAUCUUUGCUGAAAUGGUUAGAAGGCAAGCACUGUUCCCCGGGGAUUCCGAGUUCCAGCAAUUGCUUCACAUUUUCAGGUUGCUGGGCACCCCAACUGAGAAGCAGUGGCCUGGGGUCACCGCUCUAAGGGAUUGGCACGUCUAUCCACAGUGGGAGCCGCAAAGCCUGGCACGUGUUGUUCCUUCCCUUUCUUCUGAUGGAGUUGAUCUUCUAUCCAAAAUGCUUAAGUAUGAUCCAGCAGAGAGAAUCUCAGCGAAAGCGGCAAUGGAUCAUCCUUAUUUUGACAGUCUUGACAAGUCCCAAUUCUGAAUUUGAUUGCUUGGUUGUAGUACUAUAUGGAGUUUACUCUUUCUUUUCCCUGCACUGAGUUCAAAGCACCUCUUUGUAGAAAGCUUCAAAAUAUGUGGGGGGGAGUUAGUCGUCAUCGUCUAGGUGAUCCAGAUAAGCUUUGCCAAAAGAAUUUCAUUUUUGCACAUGUGUUCAUGUAGCUGCUAGCUUUUCCCAAGUUUGUAAUAGUGAUACAUAUGAACUAGUUAAAUGUGAAACUCUUGUUGAUAUCCAAUUUAAUGCUAUUUAAAUCAAUCUAUUGAGCAUCUUUAGGCAA